AUGCCUUCUUUCUACAAGUUCGCUACGGCGGCUCUUGCUGUUGCUUCAGCUCAGGCUCAGACCUACAGCUCCUGCAACCCUCUUGACAAGACUUGCCCCGCUGAUAAGGGUUCUACUGAGUCGACUCUGAACUUCGACUUCACCCAGAACCUGGACCAGUGGUCUACUGUCGCCGGAACUGUUCCUACCGACUCUUCCAAUGGUGCUACUUUCACUCUCGCCAAGCAGGGUGAUGCUCCUACUAUUCAGACUGACUUCUAUAUCUGGUUCGGUGAUGUCUCUGUUACCAUGAAGGCGGCUCCCGGCACUGGUAUCGUGAGCAGCAUUGUUUUCGAGUCCGAUGAUUUGGAUGAAAUUGAUUGGGAGGCUCUUGGCGGUGACUCUACCACCAUCGAGACUAACUACUUUGGAAAGGGUGACACCUCCACCUACGACCGCGAUACCUGGCCCGGUGUCUCCGACCCUCAGGGCACAUGGCACACCUACAAGGUCUCCUGGCAAAAGGAUGCCACCACCUGGUACAUUGACGGCGCUGCCGUCCGUACCCUGAACUACGCUGAUGCCCAAGACGGUACCCGUUACCCCCAGACCCCCAUGCGUGUUCGCAUCGGUAUCUGGGCUGGUGGUGACCCAUCCAACGGCCAAGGCACAAUCGAGUGGGCCGGCGGCGAGACUGACUACAGCAAAGCUCCUUUCUCCAUGUACGUCAAGAACGUGGAGAUCAACAACGCCAACCCCGCCGAGUCAUACACCUACUCCGACACCUCCGGCUCAAUGGAUAGCAUCAAGCUCACUGGUGCUGGCGCUGUCAGCUCUUCAUCUUCUUCUGAGAGCCACACCAGCACCACCUCUGCUUCCUCCAAGUCUACUUCCACUGAGGAGGCUUCUACUUCUACCACCCACACCACCCACACCACCGAGGCUGCCUCUACCACUUCCAAGGCUUCUUCCACCAGCACCACUGAGGAGAGCUCCAUCUCCGCCUCGGAGACUACCUCCGGCAGCACCGCUACCUCCACUGGUUCCGGCUCUGGCUCCGGCUCAGGCUCCGGCAGCAGCAGCGCCGUUGCCUCCGGCUCUGCCACCCCUACCUCUAGUUCUGGCUCUGGCUCCGGCUCUGGCUCUGGCUCCGGCUCUGGCUCUGGCUCUGGCUCUUCCACCUCCGGCACUCCCGCUGGAUCCGCGUCUACCAGCUCUGCUACCCCCUUCAACGCUGCCGGCACCCUGGCAACCAGCUACUUCGCUCCUCUUUCCCUGUUGGCUCUCGUUGGAGCCUUCGUUCAGCUGUAA
This is a messenger RNA of Penicillium angulare, 1290 nucleotides long. RefSeq names its product glycoside hydrolase family 16 protein. Gene Ontology annotation, biological process: carbohydrate metabolic process; fungal-type cell wall organization. The record is from RefSeq and is a predicted model, not a curated record. Gene Ontology annotation, molecular function: glycosyltransferase activity; hydrolase activity, hydrolyzing O-glycosyl compounds. NCBI's taxonomy places the organism in Eukaryota, Fungi, Ascomycota, Eurotiomycetes, Eurotiales, Aspergillaceae. Gene Ontology annotation, cellular component: fungal-type cell wall. The transcript has 2 exons. Bases 1 to 1290 code for a protein of 429 amino acids.